AUGAUAUUAUCAACAUCACAAAAAAUACUAUGUGCAAAAUGUGGUAAAGCAUCUGGAUGUUUUACAUGUCGAGGAUGUCAAAACGAUUUUUGUAAUCGACAUGUUGUCGAACAUCAACAAGAAAUAAGAAAACAAUUGAAUGAUUUAACUGUUGAUCAUGAUCAUUUUCGACAAAGUCUAACUGAACAAACACAACAACCACAAUAUUAUUCUUAUAUAAAACAGAUCGAUGAAUGGGAGCAAGAGUCUAUUAAUAAAAUUCAUCAUGCGGCUAAUGAUGCUCGACAACACAUACAAAAUCUGAUUAAUCAACAUAUAGCUGAAUUGAAUGAAGAUUUAAGUAAAAUUACAUUAGAAUUACAUAAAGCUCGUGAAGAUAAUGAUUUUUAUGAAAUACAUUUAAAACAUUGGAUGGAAAAGCUUAAUAAAUUGAAAAAUGAUUUUGCUCAAGCAGCAAAUAUCAGCAUUAGACAAGAAAAAAGUAAUAUUAUUUCAUUUAUGCCGAACAUUUUGCUAUCAAAGUCGUCAAAAGAAAUCUUUGAACAAUCAAUUGGCAAUAUUAGAAUUGAAGAUAAUGGUCAAGUUAUUGUCAAAGACCAAUUUAAUGGCGAUGCAACUGUACGUGGCAAUGGUGAAUAUGUUUUAGGAAAACAUCGAUUUCGAUUUAAGAUUGAGGUAAAUGGUACGAACAAGUGGUUAUUUAUUGGAGUUGCAUGCAAAAAUGUGCCUAUACGAGAGGUAUCCUAUUGCAACAAAUCUAGCUAUGGUUGGUGUGGAGGUGAUCGAGUCUUGAUCAAUGGGAUUUACCACUCUGGAUUUAAUGGCUACAAUGGUGAUAUACAAACUAAUGAUAUAGUAGAAUUAUUAAUUGAUUGUGAUCAACGAAUCAUACAGUUAACCAAUGAACGAACACAUAGUAUAUAUACACUUGAAGUUGAUACGAAUAAAUGUCAAUUUCCAUGGCAAGUUAAUUUCAAUCUUUAUUUUGCCAAGGAUCGUGUUACUAUUCUUCAAGUUUAA
Rotaria sp. Silwood1 is the source of this 1020-nucleotide messenger RNA. Lineage: Eukaryota; Metazoa; Rotifera; Eurotatoria; Philodinida; Philodinidae. The record is from the annotation of a GenBank genome assembly.